Rotaria sordida is the source of this 709-nucleotide messenger RNA. The record is from the annotation of a GenBank genome assembly. NCBI's taxonomy places the organism in Eukaryota, Metazoa, Rotifera, Eurotatoria, Philodinida, Philodinidae.
AUGGCUAGAACAGCAAUAGGUAUUGAUUUGGGUACAGCAUACUCAUGCGUUGCUGUAUUUCAGCAUGGUAAAGUUGAAAUCAUUCCUAAUGAACAAGGAAAUCGAACAACACCAUCUUAUGUUGCAUUCACCAAUGAUGAACGUUUAAUUGGUAAUGCAGCUAAAAAUCAAGCAUCUAUUAAUUCAAAUAAUACUAUCUUUCAUGCUAAACGACUUAUUGGUCGUAAAUUCCAUGAUCCAACUGUACAAGCUGAUAUGAAACAUUGGCCAUUUAUAAUAGUAAAUGAUGCUGGUAAACUAAAGAUUCUAGUUGAAUAUAAAAACGAAACAAAAUUAUUUACACCUGAAGAAAUCUCGGCAAUGAUAUUAACAAAAAUGAAAAAAAUAGCCGAGAUUUAUCUUGGUAAAAAAGUUACCGAAGCUGUUAUUACCGUUCCGGCUACUUUCAAUGAUUCACAACGUCAAGCAACAAAAGAUGCUGGUGUUAUUGCUGGUUUUAAUAUAUUACGUAUUAUUAAUGAGCCAACAGCUGCUGCUGUUGCUUAUGGUUUAGAUAAAAGAAUAUCUGCGGAACGAAAUAUAUUAGUUUUUGAUUUGGGUGGUGGUACUUUUAAUGUAUCAGUUUUAACAAUUGAAGAAAACAUCUUCGAAGUUAUAUCAGUAGCUGGUAAUACACAUUUAGGUGGUGAAGAUUUUGAUAAUCAAAUGG